Saccostrea echinata is the source of this 666-nucleotide messenger RNA. RefSeq names its product thyrostimulin beta-5 subunit-like. Bases 5 to 400 code for a protein of 131 amino acids. Gene Ontology annotation, biological process: G protein-coupled receptor signaling pathway. The transcript has 2 exons. NCBI's taxonomy places the organism in Eukaryota, Metazoa, Mollusca, Bivalvia, Ostreida, Ostreidae. The record is from RefSeq and is a predicted model, not a curated record. Gene Ontology annotation, cellular component: cytoplasm; extracellular region. Gene Ontology annotation, molecular function: hormone activity.
AGCCAUGGGGGCGGAAUUAAUUUUGGUGCUGGCCAUAAUAUCAGGUGUAAAUGCCGUAAAUUUGGACAGUAUUACAUCUUGUUUAGUCAGAGAAUACAAUUUAUUUGCUCAGAAACCCCACAUCACAUCCCUUGGCGAGAUAUUAGAGUGUUCUGGUUACAUCAAAGUCAAUUCCUGCUGGGGACGGUGUGAUUCAAGCGAGAUAGCGGAUUAUAAAAUACCAUUUAAGAUUAGUAACCAUCCAGUGUGUACAUAUGCAAGAGUUCAGAAGCGGCGCGUGCGCCUUCCAAAUUGUCACCCCGAACAUCCGGACCCGUAUUAUGUCGUGUUUGACGCCUUGGCGUGUUCGUGUCGCUAUUGCAAUUCAAAGUACACAAGUUGUGAAACUCUUAAUGGAUAAUCUUAUCAAGGCUUAAUUCUUACAUCAGGAACGUCUGUCCAAACAUGGAAAGAGGAACACCCCCAUUGACUCACUUAGUGUGAUACUACGUGCUUGAUCCUACAAAACGUCAUUAGAAGUGUACGAAACAUGAUCGUCCGUCCAAACACUUUCAUUAAUUCCUGACAUGGGAAAAAGUUUGUAUACAAAUAAAGUGAAUAGAUGUUUUGGGUAGAUUACAAACAGUGCAAUCUAUUUAUUGACUUUUGUGUGUAUUUAUUGACAUU